Molecule: messenger RNA, 987 nt
Organism: Lactuca sativa (garden lettuce)
Lineage: Eukaryota; Viridiplantae; Streptophyta; Magnoliopsida; Asterales; Asteraceae
Source: RefSeq, a predicted model, not a curated record
AUGUGGGGGAAACGGAAACGCCUAGGAAACGGUCGAGAAACGUUUCCGGGACGUAUCGGAAAAUCCAGAAAUGUUUCUGUGAAGUUUCCAUUUUUUUUUGUUUUGCAUGGGCUUUUUAAGUCCAAAAAGGCAAAUAGAGUUAUGGGUUAUACUAAUCGAUAUUACCCUACAACUACAAGCCUAAACCGAUCGUUGCCUCGUACUGGGAUUUCUAUUUGCAAGAAAGCAACAACGACUAAUAAACUUAAUGUGAAACAAUUAGAAGAUGCAUAUGAAGAGAAGAAAGCCAAGUCACACGCGAAAGAAGUCCAGUUGCCAUAUGAAGCUGGUGUUGGAUUUAAGAAAAGAAAAGGUAUUUCAGCACCUAUUAAAAGAGCUUUUGGUGUUGAAAUUAGGGACCAAAUGGAUCAAGAAAUAGAAAGGAUGUUUUAUACCAGAGGUUUACCUUUUAAUCUUGCAAGAAAUCCACACUAUCUCAGGGUUUUUCAGUUUGCUGCUAACAACAAAAUUGAUGGUUAUGUACCUCCUGGUUAUAAUAAGCUAAGAACAACAUUACUACAAAAAGAAAAAGAUAAUGUUCACAAGAUAUUGGAGCCACUUAGGUCUACACGGAAAGAAAAAGGCGUGACUACUGUGAAUGAUGGUUGGAAUGAUCCUACAAGAAAACCUUUAAUCAAUUUCAUGGCCACCUCAGAUAAUGGUCCUUUGUUUCUAAAGGCGGUGAAUUGUUUUGGGGAAAUAAAAGAUAAAUUUUAUAUUGUUGAAUUGAUGAAAGAAGUCAUCAAUGAAAUUGGUCAUCAAAAUGUUGUGCAAAUCAUUACCAACAAUGCAACAAAUUGUAAGGCGGUUGGAGAGAUUAUAGAGAGUCAGUUUCCUCACAUCUAUUGGACACCAUGUGUUGUUCAUACGCUUAAUCUUGCUUUGAAGAACAUAUGUUCCCCAAGGAAUGUGAAAACAAAUGAACUAACAUAUGAACAGUGCAGUUAG